This is a messenger RNA of Anopheles darlingi, 918 nucleotides long. RefSeq names its product RNA exonuclease 4-like. Bases 143 to 826 code for a protein of 227 amino acids. Gene Ontology annotation, cellular component: nucleus. Lineage: Eukaryota; Metazoa; Arthropoda; Insecta; Diptera; Culicidae. Gene Ontology annotation, biological process: rRNA processing. The transcript has 4 exons. Gene Ontology annotation, molecular function: nucleic acid binding; 3'-5' exonuclease activity. The record is from RefSeq and is a predicted model, not a curated record.
GUUUGACAGCUGUAGUUGAGAAAAGUGCGACCAAAAACCGCAUUUCAUCCGUUUAAUCGCGUAAAAAUGACUCGUUUGAGGAGAUGACGACUUUGCCAAUUCUCUAAAUUAGAGUGUACAAAGGCACCUAUUAAAGGACGACAUGCCGCGCCAGAAUAGCACAGCGCACGUGGAUCAAACGGUGUUAAGGAUAGGCCAGCUUUCGCUGGAUGAAGCGAGGAACCGUGGCACUGAACCGAAGAAACACGUCCAGGCAAAGAUGCAGCUCUCCGAACUAGACCAACUUUCCGUUAAUCCCUCGCUGUUGACGAACCGCAUAGCCCUCGACUGCGAGAUGGUUGGUGUAGGAAUAGAUGCCAAGGAACACAUGCUGGCCCGGGUUUCGCUCGUGAACGAGCACGGAGUGGUUCUCGUUGACUGCCACGUGAAACCACAACAGCCGGUUAAGGAUUAUCGCACACCAAUCAGCGGCAUCCGGCCGGAGGAGAUGGAAGCAGGAUUCGAUUUCGCUCCUAUACGCGAGCUGGUGAGGCAACUCAUUCGCGGACGCAUCUUGGUUGGUCAUGCGCUGAAGAAUGAUCUGGCAGUACUCAAGCUGGGACAUCCGAAGUACAACAUACGAGACACGUCUCGCUAUAAGCCAAUCUGCAAGAAAAUACACGCACAUGGUACACCGAGCCUGAAAACGUUGACGAAACAGUUACUGGGGAAGGACAUUCAAGAGGGGAUGCACGAUUCGGUGGAAGAUGCCCGAGCUGCCAUGAAAAUCUAUUUACUGUUCGAGGAAGGAUGGGAGAAAUCGGUAAAGCAGUCUCGCAAAUACUGAAAACGGAGACAAUCGGUUGCGACUGUUGGCGUGUUGGAUUAAGUUGAAUCGAUAAUAUAUUUACAUUUUUAGUAACAUCGCGUUGGGUUGCG